UUUCCCUUCCUGAUUACUCCAGAGCCCGAUCUCAUUUUCCUCUCAUAACUAACUCCCUUUUUCUGAAACAGACCCUUCAACUAACCUCACAAAAAUGAUCUGAUUCCUCCUCUCCUUCUUCCCAUUCCAUUCCACCUGCUUCACUCCGUCACCAUCAUCCACCCUAGUCCAUCUCUAUCUCUAUAUCUCUGCGUCGAAGAAGAAGAAGAGGCAGAGUGCAGAAGCAUGAAACAGCUACACAAGCAACCGAGCGUGAAUCACAGGAGGGACGAAGAGAUCCCAACCUCCCUAUCCUCCUCCUACUCCCCCAAAGCCUUCAAGCACCCCAGAUCUCUCCCCAGAUCCAUCAACUACAUCUUCAGAGAGCAACGCCUCCUCUUCAUCCUCGUCGGCAUUCUCAUCGGCUCCACCUUCUUCAUCCUCCAGCCCACUCUCUCCCGCCUCUCCCCUUCCGAGCCCAAUCCCUCCAUCCCCCGAUCCUUCUCCUCCUCCUCCCUCCACGACCGUAUCAACACCGCCUCCUUCUCCACCGACCUCCGCAGCAACGCCGGCAGGGUCCCCGCCGGCCUCGGCAAGCGCAGGCUCAGGAUCGUCGUCACCGGUGGCGCCGGCUUCGUCGGCUCCCACCUCGUCGAUCAGUUGCUCUCCAGAGGGAACGACGUCAUCGUCAUUGACAAUUUCUUCACCGGGAGGAAGGAGAAUGUGGCGCACCAUUUCGGGAAUCCCAGGUUCGAGCUCAUUCGCCACGACGUCGUUGAGCCGAUUCUGCUGGAGGUCGAUCAGAUCUACCAUCUGGCCUGCCCGGCCUCGCCUGUUCACUAUAAGUACAAUCCGGUCAAGACAAUCAAGACCAAUGUGAUGGGGACCCUUAAUAUGCUAGGCCUUGCGAAGCGAAUUGGGGCUAGGUUUUUAAUCACUAGUACCAGUGAGGUCUAUGGUGAUCCACUGGAGCAUCCUCAGAAGGAGACUUACUGGGGAAAUGUCAAUCCUAUAGGUGAGAGGAGCUGUUAUGACGAAGGAAAGAGGACGGCAGAGACUCUGGCAAUGGAUUAUCAUCGAGGUGCAGGUGUUGAGGUUCGUAUUGCUCGAAUUUUCAAUACAUAUGGGCCACGUAUGUGUUUGGAUGAUGGGCGUGUUGUCAGCAAUUUUGUUGCUCAGGCUAUCCGCAAACAACCAUUGACUGUGUACGGUGAUGGUAAACAAACACGAAGCUUCCAAUAUGUCUCUGAUUUGGUAAAUGGACUGGUGGCGUUGAUGGAAGGCGAACAUGUGGGGCCUUUCAACCUGGGAAAUCCCGGGGAAUUCACCAUGCUAGAGCUUGCUGAGGUUGUGAAAGAAACAAUUGAUUCCAGUGCAACAAUAGAAUUCAGGCCAAAUACUGCUGAUGAUCCUCAUAAGAGGAAACCUGAUAUUGGCAAAGCAAAAGAGCUGUUGAACUGGGAGCCAAAAGUAUCACUGAGGGAGGGACUGCCUCUAAUGGUGAGUGAUUUCCAGAAUCGCAUUUUAAAUGAGGAUGAAGGAAAAGGGAAUUAAUUAAUAAUGAAAGGACAACCAGUAUGUAUAGUGUGAAGCAUGGCUGUAUCUUAAUUCAUUCGUUUAUUUUUGUCAUCCUCAACUUACAUUAUCUGGCAAUUCUAGCAAAAUGCAAUAGUAGGAAGAUGUAUCUCUUGUUUCUCACUGUGCUUGAUUAGCACGAAAUCCACAAUCACUAGAUUUUGACAAUUUUGACCACUGUUUCUGGCACAAUCUGUGGUGGUGGAAUGUAAUCCUCAAUUAUUUUUGUUGACAGUUUUGGUAUCUUGAAAGGAAAGUGUUAUUAUAUGCACAAAAUUCUAAUUCUAGA
Messenger RNA from Rosa chinensis, 1843 nucleotides. RefSeq names its product UDP-glucuronic acid decarboxylase 1. Lineage: Eukaryota; Viridiplantae; Streptophyta; Magnoliopsida; Rosales; Rosaceae. Gene Ontology annotation, biological process: D-xylose metabolic process. The record is from RefSeq and is a predicted model, not a curated record. The transcript is spliced from 7 exons. The coding region runs from base 226 to 1533 and encodes 435 amino acids. Gene Ontology annotation, cellular component: cytoplasm. Gene Ontology annotation, molecular function: UDP-glucuronate decarboxylase activity; NAD+ binding.